AUGACUUCCAACUACAACCUCAGAAGCAGCGCCAACUCAUCCCAAGACAAGGCGGAAGGGUUUGCCCGCGAGCCCGAGUUCCAGUCACAGUCACAGUCGCAAGCAGGCCAGCAGAGCCAGCAGAGUACUUAUCAGAGCAUGGAUCCCACUCAGCAGGGAUUUGUUGCCGACGAUCAGGCCCCCAGUAACGAUGCCCAAUGGGGCAAUCAGCCUGGCAGCUAUAGUGCCUCGGAGAUGAAUCCAAAGCCAAGCGGAUCGUACCAUUUCACCAGCGACCAGCUCGCUCAUCCUCAGGAGUAA
Aspergillus thermomutatus is the source of this 300-nucleotide messenger RNA. RefSeq lists its product as uncharacterized. Bases 1 to 300 code for a protein of 99 amino acids. The record is from RefSeq and is a predicted model, not a curated record. The transcript has 2 exons. NCBI's taxonomy places the organism in Eukaryota, Fungi, Ascomycota, Eurotiomycetes, Eurotiales, Aspergillaceae.